CACUUUCCCUCACCACCUUCACCCUCCCCACCUCCACCCUCACCUUACAACUACCCCUCACCACCACCUCCACCCCAGAAGAAGCCAUACUACUAUCACUCUCCCCCACCACCACCCAAGAAGAAGCCUUACUACUAUCACUCUCCCCCACCACCUUCACCUCCUCCACCUAAGCCGUACUACUACCAUUCUCCUCCCCCACCCUCACCACCUCCACCUAAGCCAUACUACUACCAUUCUCCCCCGCCACCUUCACCACCUCCACCGAAACCAUAUUACUACCACUCGCCACCCCCACCUCCACCCAAAAAGAAACCAUACUACUACCACUCUCCACCGCCACCUCCUCCGAAGAAGCCUUACUACUACCACUCACCACCUCCUCCUCCCAAGAAGCCCUACAAAUACUCGUCUCCCCCACCUCCAGUGCACCCUUAUCCCCAUCCUCACCCCCAUCCCCACCCACACCCCCACCCACACCCUCCCUAUGUUUACCACUCUCCUCCCCCACCGGUCCACCCUUACCCUCACCCGCAUCCACACCCACACCCUCAACCUCACCCCCAUCCACACCCACACCCACACCCUCCCUACGUGUACCCCUCUCCUCCUCCACCCCCUAAGAAGCCUUACAAAUACCUGUCGCCUCCACCUCCUGUCCACCCAUAUCCCCACCCACACCCACACCCUCUUCCACACCCACACCCUCUUCCUCACCCCCAUCCUUUGCCCCACCCGCACCCUCUUCCUCACCCCCAUCCUUUGCCCCACCCACACCCUCAUCCUUUGCCUCACCCUCAUCCUCCUUACAUUCCCCACCCAAUCUAUCACUCUCCACCACCACCACCCUACAAGAAGCCGUACAAGUACAAGUCCCCUCCUCCACCACCCCCGCACUAUAUCUACGCAUCACCUCCCCCUCCUUACCACUCUUAGACGGUGGUCAACUAGGAUAGUUCUAUGGAUGUGAAGAAUAUGUGCGACAAAUAAAGAAAGCGAUGGAAAGAAGGGCGUCUGGCUUGGCGAUGCACGAAAGAGAAAAAUGGAAGCAAAGUUUCCGCGUUUUGUCUUUCAUAAAAAGAUGUUUAAAUUAUUUUCUAUGAUAGGGUUGUUUCUGCUAUUUUACUUCUUUUAUUUAUGAAUUUGGUGUAUUUUAACAGUUGUAAAGCACUGCGCUCUGCGGAUCAUCGGUCAUAAUAGUACAACCUACCAUGCUCUGUAGUUUUCAACCAGCUGCGUUUGCAGGGGUCGUAAAACUAUUCAAAUAUAAUUAAAUAAAUUAUAAUCUCUUUUCCGCA
Messenger RNA from Vigna umbellata (rice bean), 1298 nucleotides. RefSeq lists its product as uncharacterized. NCBI's taxonomy places the organism in Eukaryota, Viridiplantae, Streptophyta, Magnoliopsida, Fabales, Fabaceae. The record is from RefSeq and is a predicted model, not a curated record.